AAACGACGUCGUGUUCAUAUUUUUUUGUUUUUGUUUUUCUAAGCUGCUUUUGCCUUUUACCUUCUGCCCUCCUCAGUCGAUCGCUCUUCCCUGAAGUUACAGACUUUUGCUUCAAUCAAUCUUCAUUGGCAGCUGCCACCACUAGGUCUGCUCCACGCUGACUUUCAGCUGAAAUUGAUACCAAAAUGGACAACAUCAUGGGUGAAAAUGUGUGUAUUCCUUACAAAGAAACAAAAGGGGCUGUCAAAAACACCACGGAUCAGAGAAUAGAUGUAUAUAUAUGGGACAUGGACGAGACCCUUAUACUGCUCAAGUCCUUGUUGAAUAGGACUUAUGCGGACAAUUUCAAUGGUUUGAAGAAUGUGCAGAAGGGUGUAGAGAUCGGGAAGAUGUGGGAGAAGCACAUUCUUGAUUUGUGUGACAAUUAUUUCUUCUAUGAACAAAUUGAAAACUAUAAUAAGCCGUUUCUUGAUGCCUUGAUUCAAUAUGAUGAUGGGAGGGAUCUUUCUGGUUACGAUUUUGACCAGGAUGGGUUUGGCCCUCCAUAUGAUGAUGACAACAAACGAAAACUAUCAUACAGGCAUAGAGACAUAGCCCAAAAAUAUGAAAAGGGUUUGCAUAGUUUUUUUGAUCAAGAUACAAUGAAAGUCUGGGAUGAAUUGUAUGAUAUCACUGAUAUAUAUACAGAUAGAUGGCUUUCGUCAGCACGAGCCUUCUUGGAGCAGUGUUCGAGUGGGAACAAAGAUGCAACUUCUUCUGUUGCCUCUGCUGAUGCAACCAUUGACUCUCCUAAUUCAAAGGAUCAGCAUGUUAAUAUUUUAGUGACUUCAGGAUCAUUGAUACCCAGCCUUGUCAAAUGCUUGCUCUUUCGACUUGACAGUGUAAUUACACAUGGAAAUGUUUACAGCUCAUGGGAUGUGGGAAAACUCACAUGUUUUCAAUGGAUUAAGGAGCGUUUCAGCAGUUCAAAUGCUCGUUUUUGUGUAAUUGGGGAUGGAUGGGAAGAAUGUGAAGCUGCACAAACCAUGACAUGGCCAUUUGUUAAGAUUGAUCUGCAACCAGGCAGUUCUCACAGGUUUCCAGGCCUUACAUCGAGAACAGUAGGUUACUAUUUCUCUGUUGUAUAUGGAAGUCCUGAUGCCGAAAAUGACGAAGAUGAUUAGGUCUCAUCAUGUGCCUCUGUAAGUUGUCCUCCCUGGAAUUUCUAUCUGUACAUAGAAACAAAGCAACAUUCAUGAAAGCCUUAUUUGUUAACUAAAUUGUAAGAAUCAACCAAGUUAGAUGACCAUAACCACCUCACAGGCCAUAUACAAAUUGUCAUGGAAAAAUAAAGAGAUGAAAUAAUUUUUUUUUUUCCUGAACAAUUGAACAUGUAUAUGUAAACCACUGGUUAGAGUCAUCUGUCCAGACUCUCUUGUAAGAACUUUCUUAGAGUCCAUUAAUUUUUGUAUGUACUACAUCAAAUAGUGAUUGUUAUAUUCC
Alnus glutinosa is the source of this 1482-nucleotide messenger RNA. Its product is annotated as eyes absent homolog. The transcript is spliced from 6 exons. The record is from RefSeq and is a predicted model, not a curated record. Gene Ontology annotation, biological process: cell differentiation; positive regulation of DNA repair; multicellular organism development. Bases 186 to 1163 code for a protein of 325 amino acids. Gene Ontology annotation, cellular component: nucleus. Gene Ontology annotation, molecular function: protein tyrosine phosphatase activity. Lineage: Eukaryota; Viridiplantae; Streptophyta; Magnoliopsida; Fagales; Betulaceae.